AUGAAUGUUGCGGAAAAUGCCAAUGCAACUGGAACAAGGUGUCCUGGUAGCGAUCCACUUCAUGUUUUUCAUGAUGACAUUCCAGAAACAUUCGACUUUGGAACGGUCUCUGUGGAAUUGACUUGCAUCGCUUCAUCGUCCACUAGUAUCAUUCUGGGUUCCGGAUGUGGAGCAUUGUUUGUCUACAACAGAAAACUCGCCAAGUUCGCAAGACCAUUGCGUACUAAUAGUUUCGAGGCGGUUACUUGUAUUCACCACGUGCAUCUGCUCGACGACUUCGUUGCCGUUGGGCAUAAUACUGGAACCUUAGUAGUUAUGCGCUUGCCAAGUGGCCGAAAGGGAGCAAGUACAUCGUGUGAAUUUUACCACAGUUUCUUGUUCGAGGGACAAGGUUCCGUGUCAGGGUUAGGAUUUCUUGGAAAUUCAGUAAUUAUUGAUGACGGAUUGCAAAUGGUGCUUGUUGAUUUAGAACCUCCGCAUACUUCUCAAGUGAACAAGGGCUAUUCUAUUGGAAAUUUCUGUGUUGAUCUUGAUGACUCCAUUUUAUACAUUACGAAGCCACGUGGUCUCCAUCGCGUCGGUGUGUCCUCGAUCGCAGAUUCUUUAUUGGAUCAGGAUACUGAUUCAUCACUUUCGGCCUUACUCGCUUCUCCUCGUAAAUUGAUCUCGACGGGAGCUUAUCGUUUUACCCAGAAGGGCGCCUUCCUUCUCACUUCUGCCAUCAGCACAGCAAAGGAUAUCCCUUUCAGUUCUAGUGUUUCUAACCUCUUCGAAGAUGCAUUCGAUAUGACAAACAUCAAAGAAGACAUUGGAAAUUUCGUGCAAAGUGCUAGACGUAGAGAUGUCUCUGCUGGAAAUGAAUAUUUUCAAAUUGGUGAAGAACCCGUCUCAGAUUGUGUUGGAACCGUCCAAAGUGAUCCAGUUGGUGAUCUUUAUGCAGACAUUGUUGAAGAACACCCGGCGGAUAUCUUUGUGCAACGUAAAGUAAAAUUCACUAGACGCAAAAUAGGAGAAAGUUCUCGAGAACCCAGUUUCUCUGAAUGUUCUUCAGAUGAUCCACUUUCCAUAGAUGAAGACAAUAUUUUGUCGCUUCGAAAGCAGGUUCUCGGAAAUACCGUUGUUAGCGCUAGCCAUUUCGAACCUGGUACCAGCGUCAACAGCACUUCGACGCACAUUGCUGGAGAUGGAUCACCAACCAGCUGCUCUCGUUUGACAUCUACCGAACGUGAUUCGUCCACCUCUCUGUUGUCGAGGAGCGCAUCUGACGUCCAGUGGAAGCCUUCCAGCAGGAACGAGGAUGGUCCACAUGAUCUUUCAUCGUUGGGCGAGCACGAAAGAUCAAUGGGUUCCCCGUAUUCCAGGGACGUGCAUGGAGGAGCAGAAUCAGUGACGCUAGCAUACGAAUAUUUAUUGCAGAAGAAUGCCCCCAACCCGUCAUUUUUAACCACUGAAACCAAUUCAGUGGAUCGUUAUGAAAGUGUAAGGGCUAAUGAUGAAGUUGGCCAGCAGUCGAACAAAAACGUUUUAAGCGAUCGAGUUGAUAUAUGGUUAAAGAUAGUGUCUGUCUGGCAGGUUUUUCUUCCAUAUACUCCCAAGGCUUUUUCUGUUGGUAGAAAACACCUUGUGUUGUGCCACCAGAGAAAACGUCCUCGUUUCGCUAUCCUUGACGAUUUGGGAUCUAAGAAAGCAAAUUGGCAGGUGGCGAAGUGGUCGGCUAUGAAUGUCGCAAUGAAUGAUGAUGAGUCCAUAAUCUGGCGAGUAAGUCAUGAUAUUGGUUGGAGUGCUAGUGGACCACUGUCGGUCUCCACUCGGUUUGAGGAAUGUGCAACUGACGGUGGAGGUGUGACUGAGGUGUCACUCGGAGCAAAUGUUGCUUGGUAUUUAACGAAAAUGGGUGUCUCCUUGCAAAUGGAAUUGCCAGAUAAGGCCAUAUUUUCGGGUGUAGAUCGGGAUUGGCCGAUGAAAUCUAUUUCAGUGUCUGACGCUGCUGUUUGGGCAAUAAGGUCAGAUACUGGAAACCUCGUUGUGCGAGUGGGACUGGCGCGAUGCAGAAUGGGUCUGGACUGGGUGGAGAUUAUCCCUGAAGGUCCGUCGAAACUUGUAUCAGUCUGUGUGUUCCGUACUUAUGGUUUUGCAUUAGAUGAUAACGGUCAUCUUUGGUUAAGCACGGGAGUUGAUCAUCAUCAUCCCUACGGCAGCAGCGACGCUUUUUACAGGGUGUGUACUCCUAUAGUUGAUACUAAAACUGCUCCUAUUGAAACGUGGACUAUUCGCAUCAUUAAUGCUAAGUUCAUUAAGGAUCACUUUAUUUGUGCCGUCAGAAUUCUGAAGUUUUCGUCUAUCGACCUGCGAGACAUAAUUUCACUACUAUCAAUGUACCACAAGGAACAUAUGCAGUUCAUUGUCGCGAUAUGUGCUAUUCCUGCGAAGCUGUCUAUCAUAAACAGUAGUGGUCAUGUUUUCCAUUCAGAUGGCGAAUCAUCAUUCUGGGAGGAAGAGACCAACCUAUCUGGACCUGUAUGUUCGCUUGCUCACGGCAAACUCGGCAGUUGGGCUGUUGGUUGCGAUGGUGUCAUAUUGAGUAAGCCGAGUGGAGCGGAUUUCUGGACAAUGAUUGCUCCACCUGCUGAUCUUGACGUUACACCAACGCAGGUGUUUUGUUCUCCAAAUGGAAUCUACGUUUGGCUGCUUGCUGGUGGUCGUGGAUGGGCUCGAGGGAAUAUUAGUAACAGGAAUCUCACUGGUGUAAAGUGGAUUGAGACCUAUCACACAUCGGAGUUCAGUAGUUUAGCAGUUGGUGAUAAUGUCGUCUGGGCCAUCGAUUCUAAUAACGUACUUCUUCGCUUACGAGGCUUAGCGGCUGGUAAUCCAGCUGGAAACUACUGGAGACCUAUUUCGUUUGAAACAUUUAGAGCGAUUUCAGUUGAUGCUCAGAGUGAACUGUGGGCUAUUAACGUAGAUAAUCGACUCGUACGUCACCAGCUCAUCACAGACAGUGAGAAUAAGAAAGCUGAAGGAACGGAAGGCAAUAAGAGCGUCAUAUGCUCCACUUUAAGAGAUCUGAUGAAAAAUGCAAGUGACCUGAUUCAUGAUGUUAUUGGCGACGCAUUCCGUGCUGCAAAACUCCUCAACUACACUCAGGCACUGGACGAAAUGGAUAAACCAGAGCGAUGGCAGACGUGGACUGUUGGAAUACUAAUAGUGUCAGCGUGUUCGUUUUCGGCACCACUGGGGAUGUUGGCGUUGCCGUGUCUGAGCAAAGUUCUCUACGAACGGAUCAUGGUUCUCCUAAUAGCACUUGGGAUCGGAGCAUUGAGCGGAUCGUCUAUAUUCAUAAUGAUACCCCAGGCUUUUCAUCUCACUGAACUUGACGACUUCAAUUAUCACUCAAAAUCGACAUUAAUCGUUGCUGCUCUUUAUAUGUUUUUUUCGGUGGAUCGGAUAUUACAGUACGCUCUGGAACUAAGAAGGCCUCGUAGCACUACGGCUAAGGCUAUGGUCGCAGUUGGACAGCUUCCGAAUGAUGGAUCAAUUGAGAAACAUGGGAAAAAUAAUUAUUCCGAGAAAAUCCGUAAUAUCGAAGAGAAGGAGAAGGCUGAGCUGGCGGAGGAGGUGGAAAUUGCCAUGUUGAGUAACGCUCUAGCCAGGACGUUUUCAACCCGCCGCCGUGUUGCAGUAAUGAGCGCUGUUGACGGCAUUGAGAUCAGAGAUGCGACUCGCAAAGAAGGAGAAACUAAUGUAAGCUCAGCGUCAUAG
This is a messenger RNA of Angiostrongylus costaricensis, 3756 nucleotides long. NCBI's taxonomy places the organism in Eukaryota, Metazoa, Nematoda, Chromadorea, Rhabditida, Metastrongylidae. The record is from the annotation of a GenBank genome assembly.